AAAGGGCUCUGCUUGACUUGGAAGGUUCAGAAGUCACUCUUCAUGAAAUAUCAAGUACAGUGUCAACUUUGCUCAAAUGUCGAGAUUAUAUUCUGAACUGGAAUCUCUGCUUUCUUAUCUAUUCACACAAAAAUGGAAUUUCUCCUGCCUCGUAUGAUCCUCUUCUGCUUCUUUAUGUUUCUCCUGAACUUCCCACCGCUUUCAUCGGCCCAAACUAAUGGAAAAAUAACCGUUGGAGUUCCACUCACUGCUACAGCAGGCUCGAAUUCCUCUUGGCUCUCUCCCUCGAGAGAUUUCGCAUUUGGGUUCAAAGAAAUUGUUCCCAACAGCAACCUUUUCUUGCUUUGCAUAUGGUACGACAUACUCCCGGAAAAAACCAUAGUUUGGUACCCGAAAGAUACCAUUCCAGCUCCAUUAGGAUCCAAAGUUGAGCUCACUUCCGAUAAAGGAGUACGCCUCACCGAUCCUCAAGGGAAAGAAAUUUACAUGUCCCAGUCCUUCUCGGGGACUGCUUCCUAUGGGGUGAUGAACAACACUGGCAAUUUUCAGCUCUUCGGGGAAGAUUCCAGUUCUGAUCCUAUCUGGGAGACCUUUAGGUUUCCCAGCGACACGCUUUUGCCCACGCAAGUCCUCGAGAGAGGCGGCCUCCUCUCUUCCUCACAGUCGGAGACAAACUUCUCCUUAGGAAGGUUUCAGCUUCGCCUCCUAAGCGAUGGAAAUGUCCAUCUCAACACAAUAAAUUUGCCUGGUGAUUAUGCUAACGAACCCUACUACUCAACAAACACUGCCGGAGGCCUCAGGUUGGUGUUUGAUGAGUUAGGCUCUCUGUACGUCUUACGGGAAAACGGGAACAUGGCCAAUCUCUCAGUUGGGGGGGUCUUUUUGAUAGAUUCAAUUCGAGGGAUUUACCCAAAAGAACAGUACUAUCAUAGGAUUAAGCUCAACUUUGAUGGAGUUUUAGCCCAUUAUGUGCACCUGAAGGGUGCAGACAAUGGAGGGUGGAGUCCCAUCUGGUCUCAACCCGAGAACAUAUGUAGAGACCUUCUUGUCGAGAAAGGUAUUGGGGUUUGCGGGUACAACAGCAUAUGCAAUAUUGGAGAAAAUGCUCGUCCCACAUGUAGCUGCCCAGCUGGGUUCACCUUCAUCGAUCCCAAUGACCAUUUUAGCAGCUGUGCACCGCACUUCGCAGUAAGCUGUGAUGAAGCUCAGAGGAACUAUACCAGUGAUCUUUUCAUGUUUGAGGAGGUUAAUAACACUGGAUGGCCCUCUUCUGACUAUGCCCUUCUCACGCCUUUCACCGAACAGCAAUGCCGAGAUUCAUGCUUGAAUGACUGUUUGUGUGCUGUGGCAACAUUCAGAGAGGGCAAUAAGUGCUGGAAGAAGAAGUUACCACUCUCUAAUGGGCAAGUUGGCCAGUAUCUUCCAGGGAAGGCUCUGAUCAAAGUCCCAAAGCAGGAUUUGCCGCGAGAAAGCCUCAUAUUUCAGCCCCCAAAUGGGAAGCACAAGAGCAAGAAAGAUGCCGUGAUCCUCAUGGGAUCAGUCCUUUUGGGCACUUCAGUGCUCGCUAACUUCCUACUGGUCGGAAUGAGUUGUCUGGGCUUUCACCCGUUUCACCGCCGCAGAAUAACCGGGAUAUCAACCCCGCACCAGAGUGAAGGGUUCACGAAAUUGCGAUGCUUCACUUUCAAGGAGCUUGUGGAGGCCACAGAUGGGUUCAGGGAAGAGCUUGGGAGAGGCCAUUUUGGGAUAGUGUACAAGGGAAUGAUAUCAAAUUCAUCUGUCGCUGUAAAGAAGUUAAUCAAUAAUCUUAUGCAGGACUCGGAGAAGGAGUUCCAAGCAGAAGUGAAUGUGAUCGGGCAGACCCACCACAAGAACCUCGUUCGGCUCCUUGGAUACUGCGAUGAGGGGCACGAGAGGCUGCUGGUGUAUGAGUACCUCUGUAACGGGCCUUUGUCGAGCCUCCUGUUUGGGAACCCGAGACCUACAUGGGCCUACAGGUGUCAGAUCGCACUUGGUAUUGCUAGAGGCCUACUGUACCUGCACGAGGAGUGCAGCACUCAGAUCAUCCACUGCGACAUAAAACCACAGAACAUAUUGCUCGAUGAUCACUUUGCUGCCAAGAUCUCUGACUUUGGGCUUGCAAAGCUCCUGCAAAUGGGACAGAGCCUGACCGAUACAGCCAUUCGGGGAACCAAGGGAUACGUUGCGCCCGAGUGGUUCAGGAACUUCCCCGUGACGGUCAAGGUGGAUGUCUACAGCUUCGGGGUGUUGCUACUUGAGAUUGUGUGCUGCAAGAGAAACAUACAGGGCGGGACAGUCGAGGAAGCAGGGGAGGGGAUGCUACUGAGCGACUGGGCAUAUGAAUGCAAUGCAGAUGGGAGAGUGGAGGCGCUGGUGGAAGGGGACAUGGAGGCACUGAGUGACGAAGGGGGUAAGAAGCUCAAGAGGAUGGUAAUGGUGGCCAUUUGGUGCUUACAGGAAGACCCAAGCCUUAGGCCUUCCAUGAGAAAAGUAACGCAGAUGCUGGAAGGAGCUAUCAAAGUGCCUGUUCCUCCUUGUCCCUUCCCAUUCAUGAGAAUGUAGCGAUUUCAGUCCAGACUGUUGCCUGUUCGGUUUACUUUUGAUCCUUGGAAUAUAUCAUGUGAUAAUUGUUACAGUGGA
This is a messenger RNA of Punica granatum (pomegranate), 2661 nucleotides long. The record is from RefSeq and is a predicted model, not a curated record. NCBI's taxonomy places the organism in Eukaryota, Viridiplantae, Streptophyta, Magnoliopsida, Myrtales, Lythraceae.